Messenger RNA from Ipomoea nil (Japanese morning glory), 1124 nucleotides. RefSeq names its product zinc finger BED domain-containing protein RICESLEEPER 1-like. Gene Ontology annotation, molecular function: DNA binding; protein dimerization activity. Bases 58 to 870 code for a protein of 270 amino acids. The record is from RefSeq and is a predicted model, not a curated record. Lineage: Eukaryota; Viridiplantae; Streptophyta; Magnoliopsida; Solanales; Convolvulaceae. The transcript is spliced from 2 exons.
GAAUGUAAUAGAGCUCUUUGUUUAGAUGUGUCAACUAGGUGGAAUAGCACCUAUACGAUGCUAGAUGUGGCAGGAAAAUUUCAGAGGGCUUUUGAGAGAUAUGAUAGGCAAGAUCCUCAGUUUGAAAAAGAAUUGAAUGUUGCACCACUUAGAGUCCCAAAUGACAAGGAUUGGGAUGUUGUGAGAAAAAUGGCUACCUUUUUAAAAUUCUUCUAUCACAUGAUAGUUAGGGUUUCAGGGAGUUUAUAUGUCACUUCCAAUUCAUUUCUGCCUGAAAUUAGUGCAAUUAAUAAGAUCUUGCAAGAUUGGAAAUGUUCCAAUGAUAUUGAACUCAGUUUGAUGGCAAAUAGGAUGAUAAAAAAGUUUGAAAAGUAUUGGGGGCAGCCUGAGCAAAUGAAUAAAGUUAUUUUCAUUGCUGUAAUUCUUGAUCCAACUAAAAAACUGGAAUUCCUCACAUUUGUCUUAACAGAAAUGCAUGGUUUAGUUAAAGGGAAAGAGCUUGAAAAAGUGAUUAAAGAGGCAACUUACAAAUUGUUUAAUGCAUACAGAAAUUGUAAUGAGUCAUCUCAUAUCUCAAAAUCUGGGUUUGAAAAUAUGGGGUCGAUUUCUUCAACUUCAGAUGUUGUAGUUUCUGGUUCUGAUUGUCAAGGCAUUGAUGGUCUAAUGAAUAGAUUUAAAAAAUUCAAAAAUCAAUCUGGUUCUGCAAUUGAAAAGACAGAACUAGACAAAUAUUUGGGUGAAGAUGUAGAAGAUGAACAAUCCUUUGAUAUCUUGCGUUCGUGGAAGGUGAAUCAACCAAGAUUUCCAAUCUUGGCUGAAAUGGAAAGAGAUGUUCUAGCUGUCCCAAUUUCUAUAGUUGCAUCUGAAUAAACCUUUAGUACUGGGGGUAGGGUACUAGAUGACUUUCGAAGUAGCUUGACACCAAAAAUGGUGAAAGCAUUAAUCUGUGCCCAAGACUGGAUUCGACCUUGCGCAAAACCAGUCAGUAUUGAGGAGGAUUGCAAUCUUCUUGAGAAAAUAGAACAAGAUUUGGCUGUGGAUUACUCAACUCCAAAUACUCUUGAUAAGUAAAAUGGUUAUGGUAUUUAUUGAGGUUAUGGUUUUUGACUUUUUGUUAUUUUUGA